Molecule: messenger RNA, 2154 nt
Organism: Symbiodinium natans
Lineage: Eukaryota; Dinophyceae; Suessiales; Symbiodiniaceae
Source: the annotation of a GenBank genome assembly
AUGCAAUUUGACUGCGGCGGUGGCAGUUUUUGUGAAGAAUGCCCUGACAGAAAUGGGCAUGAUGUGCUAGCGUGUCAGGACCUGGAAGACAAUCUCGGAGGCCCGCAACCAGCAGACUGCUUGCAUCCCGUCAACGAGAUUGUACGUGAGAACUGCAAGCAUGGUAACCCAUCCUCAGAGUGGGACAUCAAUGCUGCAGGUUCAAGCUUGAUCCAGGGCUUUGCCACCCAGAGCAGCUACGCUAUUGGUGAUGAGGUGUUGUUCAAGGUCAAGACAGCUUCCAGACGGUACCGUUUGGACAUCUAUCGCCUGGGAUGGUACAACGGCCUGGGUGCACGGCGGAUCACUACUGUGCACCCGUCUGCGACAUUACCACAGCAGCAGCCGGAAUGCUACAAGGAUGAUGACACAUUGCUGGUAGAUUGUGGCAAUUGGGCGGUGAGCGCCGUCUGGCCUAUCUCACACGAUGUCGUGCCGGGCGUGUAUUUUGCUAGGCUGGUGAUGGAGGACCCGCCAGCACAUUGGCGUACAGAUGCCAGUGAGAUUAUGCCGAGCAGCAAGUUCGCCAACAGCAAUUGGAAUUACAGUCGUAUGCCUCCUUGUGGGUCUGAACAUUGCCCGGCUUUGGCGCAUGCUUACGGUGCCCAGCGGCACCUCUCUGGACAAAUGAUGAGCAAUUCGCUGAAGGAGCCACAUGCCUCGCACGUCUACUUCGUAGUUCGCCAAGAUGUACGCAAGACGGACAUCCUGCUGCAGACCAUUGACACGACAUGGCGAGCGUACAACAACUAUGGCGCCCCCUCCACGUAUGGAGUUCUACCACUGUCCAGGCAUAAGUUUAGCAUGCCUGAGUCAUGGCAACAUCGACGGGCCCACAAAGUCUCCUACAAUGCACCUCUGGUGACUCGGGAUACUCGGGCAGUUAACACUCUUUUCAAUGCAGAGAUGCCUGCGAUCCGGUGGCUUGAACGUCAUGGGUAUGAUGUUCAGUAUUGGACCGGGGUUGAUGCUCAUGCACGUGGAGAAGAGAUACAUCGCCGGGCACGUGUUUAUGUGUCUGUGGGUCAUGACGAGUAUUGGUCUGGAGAGCAAAGGCGGCACGUGGAGACUGCGCGUGAUGCAGGUGUUCACCUUCAUUUUUGGAGUGGCAACGAAGUGUAUUGGAAGGUGCGCUGGGAGGCAUCACCUGUAAAUGGCGAGCCCAUGAGAACGAUGGUGGUGUACAAGGAGUCUCAGGAAUCUUUCAAGAUCGACCCGGAAGAGAGGCUGUGGACCGGAACGUUCCGGGACAGCAAAGACUUCAACCCGGAGGGCGCCAAUCCGGAGAACUCCCUGACAGGAACGAUUUUUACAGUGAAUGCUUGGAGACAUGAUGCGCUCGAAAUCCCCGGCGCUUACGCUAAGCUUCGGGUUUGGCGUCACACUGAAGUGGCUUCACUGAACUUGAACCAGAAGGCUGUGUUGUUGAAAGGGCUGUUAGGCCACGAGUGGGAUGAAGAUUUGGAUAAUGGCUUCCGGCCGGAAGGGCUCAUCCGUCUCAGCGAGACACACGUGGACAACGUGCAGGCCAUCGUGGACCAUGGUGCGUGCUUUGACUCGGGCAGCGCUACCCACCAUUUGACGCUGUACAAAGCCAAAAGUGGUGCUUUAGUCUUCGGUGCGGGCACAGUGCAAUGGGCAUGGGGCUUGGACAACUUCCAUGACUCUGUUACGGGCAUGAACAACAUGUGGGAGAGCGAGUACAACACCCGUAUAGGGGUGGACCCUUCUGGACCUGACCCAGUGGUGCAACAAGCCACUUUGAACUUGUUUGCGGACAUGGGCAUUCAAGCUCCAAUUUUGGGAAAAGGUAUGGUGCGUCCAUCAGCGUCUACAGACAAUGACCUGCCGAUCAUUUCAUCUGUUUCACUGGCAAGGGACGGACAGCCUCGCACCUUUGUUGUCAAGGCUGCGGACGGUACCGGAGAAAUCGCAGCAGUGGAGUGGUCGUCUGAUGAAGGACACUGGCACCCGAUGAAACGACAUCUUUUGGCUCCAGAUCAAUGGAUUCUGGAGGUUCCCCCAGCCGGAAGAGGAGACCUGCGCUUCCGUGCUGUCGACGACUCACUAAACAUCGGCAAGGAGUACAGGUGGAGGGAGACAUCAGAACUGUGA